Vicia villosa (hairy vetch) is the source of this 1317-nucleotide messenger RNA. RefSeq names its product heavy metal-associated isoprenylated plant protein 7-like. Bases 119 to 1090 code for a protein of 323 amino acids. The transcript has 4 exons. NCBI's taxonomy places the organism in Eukaryota, Viridiplantae, Streptophyta, Magnoliopsida, Fabales, Fabaceae. The record is from RefSeq and is a predicted model, not a curated record. Gene Ontology annotation, molecular function: metal ion binding.
AAAUGUGAUUAUAAAUAGGAUUAGUCACAUAAUAUAGAGAAGUGUAGAAAAGAAAGAGCAAAAGCGGAGUCUCUCUUGAAAGCUUAUCUCAGAGGCAGAAUCAUAGAGAUUAACAUCAAUGGGAGAGGAAGAAAAGAAAACAGAGGAAACCAAAACAGAGGAAGAAGAAACCAAGGCGGAGGAAAAACCGGAGGAAACUAAAGAUGAAGCUGCUGCUCCUCCUCCGCCGCCGGAGGAGAUUGUGCUUAAAGUGUUUAUGCAUUGUGAAGGCUGUGCUCGGAAAGUUCGUCGGUGUUUGAAGAAUUUCCCAGGAGUUGAAGGUGUGACAACUAACUGCAAAACUCACGAGGUUGUUGUGAAAGGUGAGAAAGCGGAUCCAGUGAAGGUUAUGGAGAGAAUUCAGAUGAAGAGUCGAAGGAAGGUUGAGCUUGUAUCUCCAAUCCCGAAUCCUCCUGUGGAAGAAAAAGUUGUUGAGGAAGAAGUGAAACCAGCACCACCUGAAGAGGAGAAGAAAGAAGAGCCUCAGAUUGUAACUGUUCUUAAAGUUCACAUGCAUUGUGAAGCUUGUGCUGAAGAAAUCAAAAAACGCAUACUCAAAAUGAAGGGAGUGGAAUCGGUUGAAACUGAUUUGGAGAAAUCGGAGGUAACCGUGAAGGGAGUGUAUGAUCCAGCAAUGUUGGUUCAAUACGUGCACAAGCGAUUUGGGAAGCAAGCUAUGAUUGUGAAUGAAGAGAAAGUGGAGGAAGAAGCGAAAGCCGAGGAAGAAAAAGUGGAGGAAGAAUCGAAAGCCGAGGAAGAGAAAAAAGAGGAGAAGAGUGAACAAGUGGAGGAGGAGAAGAAAGAAGGAGAGAGUGAGGCCAAAACACUAGAAGGAGCAAUUGUUGUACAAGAGACAAAACUGGAAGAGGAGAUUAAGAAAAAUGAACACUACUAUAAUCCACCGAUGGAUUUGUAUGCACAACCACCAUUAGGUUAUCAUGCAUAUCCACCAAUAGCUUAUCCUGCAUAUCCACCAUACUAUCAAGCAUACAUUCCACCAGCACCUCAGAUCUUCAGCGAUGAGAAUCCAAAUGCUUGCAGUGUUAUGUAAAAUUUAAUUUCACAAAUAUCAUGGGUCAUAUUGGAAAUAAGGGAUAAUUAGUUUUAUUUUGCUUUUGCGCCGUUUACAAGUCCUGCUAAAUAUACUAGAGUAUAAAUUGUUAUGCUAAACGAAUUCAGUUGAUAGUUCUGCAAAAACAUCAUAUAUUAUUAGAGGAUAGACUCUAUACAUAAAUCAUAUACUUUCGGUUGAAGUGGGAAUUUCUAUUUUGCUUUUUA